AUGGGACAAACAUGCUGUGGGAUAUCUAAACACUUGGCAUAUAUGUCAGAGCAAAUGAAUAAACAAGCUAAGGAAAUAUCACGGCAAAUAGCAGAUAGUGUUCAAAGAGCCUGCAAUGCUUAUAAUAUGGCUACAAAUAACACUCUUGACAUAGACAAGACUGAAACGUGUGUUUCUGAAAUAAAGAUUGAACUGGCAGAUUUACUGGAUUGUAGCAAGAGAAAUAAUGUAUGGAUUAAAGAAGUGGCAGAGAAAAGCCGAAUAAAUAAUUUGACUACUUAUCUCAUUUCUAAAAUUAAUGACCUGAGCUCUAAUAUGAAGUUGAUGGAUAAAGAUAUUGAACAAGCUCACUGGGUUUACUUUCCUAGUAACUGUACCUCUCCAGUACCACCACCCCACUCAACACUAAAGGAAGAUCCCCCCCAAAAAAGUUAUCCAGUUGGGACGAACCUGACAUACCAUUGCAUCACAGGUUAUGAAUACAUACCUGAAAUUAACCCUUCAGUUACAUGCCUGAACACUUCAAAAUGGUCUGAAAUUUCAGAAUUGUGUCAGGGGAAAAAAUGUCCUGCUCCAAUUAUAGAGAAUGGCAAGGUAGAUGCUGAGGAUGACAUCCGCCUUGGUGGCAGUGUCACUUUCUCCUGUGUACCUGGGUUUAGGCUUAUUGGUGAAGCUACACGUAAGUGUAUUCUGAAAGACGGCAAGGUUGACUGGAAUAGCGCAUUGCCACAUUGUGAACACAUCCCUUGUAAGCGUCCUGACAAUAUUCUCAAUGGACAAUAUGACCCUAACCCUAAAGACGAAUAUUACAUUGGAUCAGUAGUAAUCUAUAGCUGCAAGCGUGAUUUCUCCCUGAUUGGAAAUUCAACGAUCACAUGCGUAACUGCAGAAGAUGGCCUAAAUGGAAGGUGGAAUUUCCCUGCCCCUGAAUGUAAACAGGUCAAAUGUGAUCGACCAAAAGUGGAAAAUGGGAAAAUAACUGAUUUAUUUAAGCCUUCAUAUACCUAUAAUGAGGCCAUCGGCUUUGAAUGCAAUUCUGGCUAUUCUGCUGUGGGAAGCCUCCAUAUUAAAUGUGGGGCUAACAGUUCGUGGGUUCCUGCCAGCCCCAAAUGUGUCAAAGUUUCAGAAUGGGAUACAACACAAGCACCAUGCCAGGAAAUACAAAAGUUCAAAUCUAUCAAGUUUCUGCAAACAUGGUCUCCUCAACACACACAAACAUACACACAUACACACACAAAUACAAAUGGUUUGUGGCUUUAUAAAUCAUCCCACACUUUCAUUAUAAAUCUCCUUUUAUUACUCCUGCUUGAAGAACCUUCUUAUCAAUUUCCAGAUAACUGCACCUCUCCCAUACUGCCACCUCAUUCAACCCUUAAGGAAGACAUCCCAAAAGAAGGCUAUCCAGUUGGGACUAACCUGACAUACCACUGCAACACAGGUUAUGAAUAUAUACCUGGAAUUAACCCUUCAAUUACAUGUCUGAACACUUCAAAAUGGACUGAAAUUUCAGAAUUGUGUCAGGGGGAAAAAUGUCCCGCUCCAAUUAUAGAGAAUGGCAAGGUAGAUGCUGAGGAUGACGCCCGCCUUGGUGGUAGUGUCACUUUCUCCUGUGUACCUGGGUUUAGGAUUAUUGGUGAAGCUACACGUAAGUGUAUUCUGAAAGACGGCAAGGUUGACUGGAAUAGCGCAUUGCCACAUUGCGAACAGGUCAAAUGUGAUCAACCAGAAGUGGAAAAUGGGAAAAUAACUAAUUUACCUAAGCCUUCAUAUACCUAUAAUGAGGCUAUCAGCAUUGAAUGCAAUUCUGGCUACUCUGCUGUGGGAAGCCUCCAUAUUAAAUGUGGGGCUAACAGUAGGUGGGUUCCUGCCACCCCCAAAUGUGUCAAAGUUACACUCCCCCCUACUCAAUCAAGUACAGUUAACGAAAUAUAA
Messenger RNA from Protobothrops mucrosquamatus (brown spotted pit viper), 1932 nucleotides. RefSeq names its product complement component receptor 1-like protein. NCBI's taxonomy places the organism in Eukaryota, Metazoa, Chordata, Lepidosauria, Squamata, Viperidae. The transcript has 13 exons. The record is from RefSeq and is a predicted model, not a curated record. Bases 1 to 1932 code for a protein of 643 amino acids.